AUGGCAGAAAAUAAUCCUGAACCGACUCCUUCGGAUGUUGAGAGUAAUUACACAGCUCCGGCAAACGAUCCCAAAAACAUGCAAGAGGUUACACAGUAUGUUCAAUCUCUGCUACAAACAAUGCAAGAUAAAUUUCAAAGCAUGUCUGAUCAAAUAAUUAAUAGAAUAGACGAAAUGGGUACUCGUGUGGAUGAGUUGGAAAAAAAUAUCACAGAUCUUAUGACACAAGCAGGUGUUGAAAAUGAGAAAUAG
This is a messenger RNA of Parnassius mnemosyne (clouded apollo), 252 nucleotides long. Lineage: Eukaryota; Metazoa; Arthropoda; Insecta; Lepidoptera; Papilionidae. The record is from the annotation of a GenBank genome assembly.